AUGGGGGCACAAAAGAAAAAGAACAAGUCUGAUGCUGUUCCAUUAGAUUUAGAUAAUAUUAAACCAUUGGAACAUUUGCAGGCUGUUCCUAAAGCUAGAUCAUCAUCAAUCACUUCAGUUGAAUCAGUUGAAGAGCCAGGUGUUGUGAAGCAAGUUUUGGUUCCACCCACUAUUCGUGAAUUUGAUGAAUUGGAACAAUUUGAAGCGUUUGUUCGUGAUGAAACUUGGGAUAAUGAGUUUGAUUAUUUCCAUGGUAGAUUACAUUACUAUCCACCAUUUGUCAUGAAGGAAUGCCAUGAUGAUGUUGAAAAGAUUAAACCAACUACAAAUAAGAAUUCGAAAAAGUUUAAGCGUAACUUGCAACACCACAUUCAAAAACAUUUGAUUAAAGAUUUGCAAAAGUGUUGUGGUUAUGAAUUGAAUUUUGACAAGGGGGAAAUGACUGAAUCGUUUGAUAAAUUGUCUUGGACUUUUAAAGAUGAAACUGAUCAUGGUUUUAGUAAAGAAGAAGAGGAUUUGUAUGAUAGACAUUGGAAAUUGCAAUUGGAUGUCACUUGUACCAAUGAUUCUGCCAUGGUUGAUGUUGAUUUCAAAGCUAUUCCAAUCUUACAUUAA
Lodderomyces parapsilosis is the source of this 615-nucleotide messenger RNA. It is a transcript of the gene UCF1, whose product is annotated as Ucf1p. Gene Ontology annotation, biological process: energy reserve metabolic process. The transcript has a single exon. The coding region runs from base 1 to 615 and encodes 204 amino acids. NCBI's taxonomy places the organism in Eukaryota, Fungi, Ascomycota, Pichiomycetes, Serinales, Debaryomycetaceae. The record is from RefSeq and is a predicted model, not a curated record.